UGCCGGAAAGAAAGGCUGGGACCGGAUCCGUUUCGACAACGCAACGCGAGGCUGGCAGGGCACUGUCACCAAGAUCAUGGCUCUGACUACGGUGAGCAAACGCCGGCAGAGUAAGAUCCAACAAGACUUUGAUGGUCGACAGAAGGACCUCAAGGUCAACAAAUCGAACAUCCAUGUAAACCUCGACAUGGAGAAAGAGCCGGAUGUAGUCAGCAUCUCCGAGCAGCCUUUCGAGGAGGUGCCCAUCAUCAGGCGGCCAUUCUCCAGCAAAGGCAGGGAGCCCAGCGACAGGAGGGCGAACUGGAAGACACCUAACUUCCCCAAACAGGACAGGGGCGCCAGUUUCAAGUGGGACAAACCCCUAAACUCGGAGGAGUCCACGAGUUACUCCUCGCCGGGACAACAACUCCAGCGGCUGAAUGUGCUGCUGCAUGAGAAGGACAGGGAGCUGGAGAUCGUGAGGAACCAACUGAAGAAGGCACAGACGGACAACUACAAUCUGAUCAAGGAGCUACAAGGCUACAAAGGCGAGCACUAUGACGACCUAAAGAAGGACAAUCUCGUCCUGAAGGAGCAGAUUGACAGAGUCAUUCGAGAGAACAUGAAGCUGUGCGGCCUCCGGAGACAGGAUCAGAACACCAAGCUACAGGAACUGAAGCUCAAAGAGGAGCUGCAAAGGAAACAUGGCGUCCGGAACCGGAACGCUACGCCAAGGAGGUCCGUUCCGAAUGAGGAUAUUUGGGCUGAGCCGAAUGGUUUACUUGAAGGGGAUGUUAGCUUGCAUCUGAGUAACUCUGAUGGUGGAUUGGACGAGGACCAUUUGAAAGACAAGAAGGUUUCUUUCGACGAGAAGACGGAGUAGAUAAUGAAUAGAUCAUGGGUGGUUUAGACUCAUGCAGUCCGUUAUCAUUGUCGUUCUUCCUCUAGGUUGAGGAACGAGGCCGGUCCACUGACUUGAGCCACGGUAGUUUUUCAUACAUACCAUCCAAGGGAUGGAUCCUUAAGCACUCGGCCCCUUUGACACAUUUUAAGGCCUGCGUACACUGCGUAUGUAAUGCAUUGUUUUGCA
Lineus longissimus is the source of this 1069-nucleotide messenger RNA. RefSeq lists its product as uncharacterized. Lineage: Eukaryota; Metazoa; Nemertea; Pilidiophora; Heteronemertea; Lineidae. The coding region runs from base 77 to 862 and encodes 261 amino acids. The record is from RefSeq and is a predicted model, not a curated record. The transcript is spliced from 5 exons.